Messenger RNA from Gasterosteus aculeatus aculeatus (three-spined stickleback), 972 nucleotides. Its product is annotated as olfactory receptor 6E1-like. Gene Ontology annotation, molecular function: olfactory receptor activity; odorant binding. NCBI's taxonomy places the organism in Eukaryota, Metazoa, Chordata, Actinopteri, Perciformes, Gasterosteidae. Gene Ontology annotation, biological process: detection of chemical stimulus involved in sensory perception of smell; G protein-coupled receptor signaling pathway. Gene Ontology annotation, cellular component: membrane. The record is from RefSeq and is a predicted model, not a curated record.
AUGGCGGACGAAUGUCCUGGAUGGGGAGUGUUUGUGUUGUCAAAACUGUGGGCCCAAGUUGGACCGAACCAACUCUCCACAUUAUUAUUAUGUUUUCCAUCAAUCUGCUGCUCAAAGGUUUCUUAUUUUAUACUUUCUGCCUACGUGGACACUGGGCUGUUGAAAUACUUGUGGUUCAUGUUCAUCCUGUCUUUAUAUGUGUUAAUAGUUUUUUCCAAUCUGCUGCUCAUUGUCGUUAUCUGCAUGAACAGAAGCUUACAUGAACCCAUGUACCUUUUCCUCUGCAGCCUGUUUGUAAAUGAGCUGUUUGGUAGUACAGGCUUGUUUCCAUUCCUUCUGGUUCAGAUCCUGUCGGAUAUUCACACUGUUUCUUUUUCAUCUUGUUACCUGCAGAUUUUCUGUUUGUACACUUAUGCAAAUGUACAGUUUUAUAACUUAGCCGUCAUGUCUUAUGACAGAUAUCUUGCCAUCUGUUAUCCUUUACAAUACAACACUUACAUGGCAUUUAACAAGGUUAUUGUGCUUCUUGUUCUAACGUGGUUAUUCCCUCUUUUAAAUAUUGUAAUCAUGAUAUCUUUGAGUGCGUCUUUACGGUUGUGUGGGAACAUUAUUGACAGAUUGUUCUGUGACAACUAUUCUGUUGUGAAAUUGGCCUGCUCUGACACGACAAUCAUCUACAUAUAUGGACUCAUGUACACUUUCAUUGUAUUAUUUAGUCUUGCAAUUCCGAUUUUUUACACCUACAUGAGGAUCCUCAGAGUUUGUUUAUCUGGGUCCAAACAGACCAGACAGAAAGCUGUUAGCACCUGUACACCUCACCUGGCUUCUCUGCUCAACUUCUCCUAUGGGUGUUUCUUUGAAAUAGCACAGGGCAGAUUUGAUAUCACAUCACAUACCGCCAGCGCCGCCCCCCCUACCCCCCUGGUCUGGCACACGGUCGGUCAAAGUGGGCUGCGUCUGGCCCACACCUGA